AUGAGUCAAGAUUUUAGUGAGAUUAUUGGCAGACACAUUGUCUACAAAUACGGUGAACUAGGUGUCUAUGAAGCCUACUUUCAAUCUGACCAACUGCUUGUAUACUCCAUCCAUGGUGGCCCUAUGAAAGGUAGAUCCAACUACCAAAAAGCUUACUAUCAAAAGGUGCGCAAUCACAUUUAUAACGUCUCUUGGAUUGAAGAAACUGGCACAAUCGUUACUAUUACAGUGGAUCUAGAGCUGAGGAAGGUGCAUUGCUUUAUCGCUUUUAGUCAAGGACAUUGGGAAAAAAACGAAGAAGCACACGGUGAUAAGAGAAACCCUGCAGAUCUGGAGAGAUGGAGAGCGCUGGCCAGGAUUGGCGAUCACACUACAAGAGUCGUUCAUCUGGAUGAGGCACCUAUCAUCGAUAUCUAUGAUGGACCAGGAGAACUGAAACCAGUGACGAUGGAUAUGCCAUUUUUCUAG
This is a messenger RNA of Mucor velutinosus, 468 nucleotides long. RefSeq lists its product as uncharacterized. The record is from RefSeq and is a predicted model, not a curated record. Gene Ontology annotation, molecular function: carboxy-lyase activity. The transcript has a single exon. Lineage: Eukaryota; Fungi; Mucoromycota; Mucoromycetes; Mucorales; Mucoraceae. Bases 1 to 468 code for a protein of 155 amino acids.